AUGGCGCCGGUGUCCAGGUCCCGCUCCUCCGAGGACACCCCGGGCUCCCGGAGACGGCGACGCAGCUCAUCGAGGAGCAGCCGUUCCCGCUCUCGCGGCCGCGAGGGCCUCAAGCCUCCGUGGGGGUGGUCGGCCGGCGCUCCUUCCCGCCGCAGCGGCUCCGGGUCUCGAGAGCCGCCCCCCGGGCUCCGCGACGGCUUGUUCUCUCCCACCUCCCGCGGCGGGCACCGCCGUCACCACCAGUACACCGGCGACCGGCGGUGGGCCGACGACGACGCGGUGGGGAAGGAGGAGAGCUGUCGGCAGAGGAGGCUGAAGGGGAGGGAGAGGAUCGGGGAGUUGGGAGCCCCCGAGGUGUGGGGGCUGUCUCCAAAGUACCCUGAGCCGGAUUCUGAUGAACACACCCCUUUUGAAAACGAAGAGGUAAAAACUCAGCGCACCAGCAGUUCAGAUUCCAGCUCCGAAGAAAAAGGGGGAAAGAAGAUCAGUCGUUCAAAAAGCAAAAAAAAAAGAAAGAAAAAGGCCAAAAGAAAACAUAGGAAGUAUGAUGAUGGUAGUGACAGUGAUUCAGACUCUGACACGAAUUCUAGUUCUGAUGAUGGGGAAAAGAGAGCCAAAAAAGCCAAGAACAGAAAGAAGAAAAAGAAACACAGAGGGGAGAAAAACAAAAAAAAGAAGAUUAAAAAAGAGCCCGCUGACUCCAGCUAUAAGGGUUCAGGAGGAACGUUGCCAGAAGAUACCUGCAUUGAGCACUCAAAGAUUGCAGAUACCAUGGAUCUCAUAGGUCCAGAAGCACCUGUAAUACUCACCUCUCAAGAUGAGAAACCUUUGAACUAUGGCCAUGCUCUGCUCCCAGGUGAAGGUGCAGCUAUGGCUGAGUAUGUAAAAGCUGGGAAGCGUAUCCCACGAAGAGGUGAAAUUGGGCUGACAAGUGAAGAGAUUGCUUCAUUUGAAUGCUCGGGUUAUGUUAUGAGUGGUAGCAGGCAUCGCAGAAUGGAGGCUGUACGACUGCGUAAAGAGAACCAGAUCUAUAGUGCGGAUGAGAAAAGAGCCCUUGCCUCCUUUAACCAAGAAGAGAGACGGAAGAGAGAGAAUAACAUUCUGGCCAGUUUCCGAGAGAUGGUGUACAGAAAGACAAAAGGGAAAGAUGACAAAUAGGGACAUUUGUUCUACAGGACUUUGAGUAACAAUUUUACAUGACCAAAUAGUAUUAAAAGGCUUUACAGUGCUACUGUACCUACUAUGUUAGUAAGUCCUUCAAGAAAAAGCUGUUUUUUGAGAUCUCUUUAGCAAUUUCUUUUUAUUUUUAACUU
Molecule: messenger RNA, 1313 nt
Organism: Miniopterus natalensis
Lineage: Eukaryota; Metazoa; Chordata; Mammalia; Chiroptera; Miniopteridae
Gene: NKAPL
Product: NFKB activating protein like
Biological process (GO): regulation of gene expression
Cellular component (GO): nucleus
Molecular function (GO): chromatin binding
Source: RefSeq, a predicted model, not a curated record